Molecule: messenger RNA, 1086 nt
Organism: Trichosporon asahii var. asahii CBS 2479
Lineage: Eukaryota; Fungi; Basidiomycota; Tremellomycetes; Trichosporonales; Trichosporonaceae
Product: manganese ion homeostasis-related protein
Exons: 2
Coding region: 1-1086 (361 amino acids)
Biological process (GO): GPI anchor biosynthetic process
Cellular component (GO): endoplasmic reticulum membrane
Molecular function (GO): hydrolase activity, acting on ester bonds
Source: RefSeq, a predicted model, not a curated record
AUGGUCCUCCGAUCAAAACGUCUCACGCCGGAUCAGCCCACACCGCGAUGGGCCCUCGCGCUCCUCGCCCUGUCCGCGCUCGGCCUCGUCUCGGCCUCUAGCGGAGACAGACUCGAGGUCUUCCGCUCGUGCGUGACCUCGUGCGAGUCGGAGCCGUGCUCCCUCUCCCUCCUCCUGCGAGCGUUGGGCUGGUCCUGCGCCUCCAACUGCGCGUACAAGUGUUCGCACACGGUCACCGACCUCUCAGACGGAGGGCAGCUGGGGUACCACCAGUUCUUCGGGAAGUGGGCCUUCUGCCGGGUCCUGGGCGUGCAGGAGCCUUUCUCUGUGCUCUUUUCGCUGGGGAAUCUCUGGGUGCACUGGAAAGGACUGAAAAUGCUCGAGAAAAGAGUGCCGGAUAGCAAUGCGCUGAAGCCGUGGCUCAAGGCUGCGGCUUGGAUUCAGAUGAAUACUUGGCUCUGGAGCUCGGUGUUCCACACGAGGGACGUCCCCUGGACCGAGAAACUCGACUACUUCUCUGCCAUGAUCACAGUAGCCUUCAUGCUGCUCUACGCCCUCCUGCGCAUCUUCAACAUCCAAACGCCCUCAAGUUCCACCUCCCGACCCAUCCUGCGUCUCCUCCUCUCCCUGCUCAUUGGCGGAUUCGUCCUGUCUCACUUCAUCUAUGUCUCCUCCCUCCCCCGUUUUCCCUACGGGUACCACGUGGCCGUCGCCAUGGUCCUGGGAACGAUCGGGAAUGUGUUGUGGAUCCUGUGGAGUCUCUCCUUCGUGCUCGAGUUCCCCACUCUCAGAAUUGCGGGUAGAACGGUGGGGUGGCCGUGGCCUUAUGGUCCCAACUGGAACCCGCAUAAGAGCAAGAGACCCAAGGGGGCGUUCACCCCCCCGAUCCUGACGCUUCUCACGACCGCGGCCAUGAGUCUCGAACUCCUCGAUUUCCCGCCCAUCUUGAGAGCUAUCGAUGCGCACUCGCUCUGGCACCUUGCUACUAUCCCGCUUAGUAUGGCUUGGUGGGAUUUCCUGGUGCGCGAUACCAACGAUCUCCAGGCGCUCACUGGGAGCCCGUUGAGUGGGAGUCCCAAGUUCUAG